ACCGCGUAGGAGUGGGCCAUGCUGAGGGAUGGGAGUAGUGAAUAGGGGCAGGGCCAUCGUCGCGGCGGCUGGCUUUGGCCGCGAGGCAUCCGUCAGGUUCCUUUUGAAGCAGGAGCGGGCUACGACUCGGAUCGAUUUCGCCAACACCCGUGACGAGGCUGGCCGCACCUUAUUCUAUCGUUCCGCUUGGGGCGCGUAUCCGAGGAUCGGUCGAUGGCUUGUUGAUGCCGGAGCGGACGAGACGCUGACGUACGUGGUACAGCCUUUUCUGCGUUAUGAUAACAUGCGUUUUGAGGACACAGCCCCGAAACUCGUCCUCCGGAGCCUCAAUGCUCAGCCAUACCGCUUCGAGCCCGCCACGGACGACCAAAUGCUCCGGCUGCAAGCAUCCCGCCACUUGCUUUUACAGAUGGACGCAGUUCGUGCGAUCUCUUGGCCCUGGCCUAUCCCUGUCCCCUCAAAACCCCAGGGUGUGAGCGGUGGGACCGUGGCAACAUCAAAACCUGUGAAGUAA
This is a messenger RNA of Ectocarpus sp. CCAP 1310/34, 514 nucleotides long. The record is from the annotation of a GenBank genome assembly. Lineage: Eukaryota; Phaeophyceae; Ectocarpales; Ectocarpaceae.